Messenger RNA from Callorhinus ursinus (northern fur seal), 1218 nucleotides. RefSeq names its product potassium two pore domain channel subfamily K member 4 (gene KCNK4). Gene Ontology annotation, cellular component: plasma membrane. The record is from RefSeq and is a predicted model, not a curated record. Gene Ontology annotation, molecular function: potassium ion leak channel activity; outward rectifier potassium channel activity. Gene Ontology annotation, biological process: potassium ion transmembrane transport; stabilization of membrane potential. NCBI's taxonomy places the organism in Eukaryota, Metazoa, Chordata, Mammalia, Carnivora, Otariidae.
GCCCCUGGGCGCGCCAUGCGCAGCACCACCCUACUGGCCCUGCUGGCGCUGGUCCUGCUCUACCUGGUAUCCGGUGCCCUGGUGUUCCAGGCCCUGGAGCAGCCCCACGAGCAGCAGGCCCAGAGGGAGCUGGGGGAGGUCCGAGAGAAGUUCCUGAGGGCCCAUCCAUGUGUGAGCGACCAGGACCUGGGGCUCUUCAUCAAGGAUGUGGCUGAUGCCCUGGGAGGGGGUGCGGACCCUGACAUCAACUCAACCAGUAACAGCAACCACUCAGCCUGGGACCUGGGCAGCGCCUUCUUUUUCUCAGGCACCAUCAUCACCACCAUCGGCUAUGGCAACGCGGCCCUGCGCACAGAUGCCGGGCGCCUCUUCUGCAUCUUUUAUGCGCUGGUGGGGAUCCCGCUGUUCGGGAUCCUGCUGGCAGGGGUCGGGGACCGGCUGGGCUCCUCUCUGCGCCGCGGCAUCGGUCACAUCGAAGCCAUCUUCCUGAAGUGGCAUGUGCCACCGGGGCUGGUGCGAAUACUAUCGGCGGUGCUCUUCCUGCUGAUCGGCUGCCUGCUCUUUGUCCUCACGCCCACGUUCGUGUUCUGCUACGUGGAGGGCUGGAGCAAGCUGGAGGCCAUCUACUUCGUCGUAGUGACGCUCACCACGGUGGGCUUCGGGGACUAUGUGGCCGGCGCCAGCCCCAACCAGGGCAACGCAGCCUACCAGCCGCUGGUGUGGUUCUGGAUCCUGCUCGGCCUGGCCUACUUCGCCUCAGUACUCACCACCAUCGGGAACUGGCUGCGAGUAGUGUCCCGCCGCACUCGGGCAGAGAUGGGCGGCCUCACGGCGCAGGCCGCCAGCUGGACCGGCACGGUGACGGCGCGGGUGACCCAGCGAGUCGGGCCCACGGCACCACCGCCGCUGGAGAAGGAUCGGCCACUCCUGCCGCCGCCGCCGUGUGCUGCGCAGCCUGCCGGCAGGCCCCCGUCCCCGCUCCCCGUAAAGGCCGAGCCGCCCUCCCCGUCCUCCCCGUCCACCCCGCCCACGGCCUCCGCGCUGGAUUACCCCAGCGAGAACCUGGCCUUCAUCGACGAGUCCUCCGACACGCAGAGCGAGCGCGGCUGCGCGCUUCCCCGCGCGCCACGGGGUCGCCGCCGGCCCCCUAACCCUCCCCGGAAGCCCGCGCGGCCGCGGGGCCCCGGGCGCCCGCGGGAAAAAGGCGUGCCGGUGUAG